CAUUUGAGGUUAUGGUUAUAUAUUUGGUGUUGUGACGUUAUGAUUUGGCUAAUGAGUAUUUUUAAAACAAAUAUGUUAAUUUUAUUAUUCGGUUUCCCGACAUAUCCAAAGUAUAUCACAGUCUAUUGAACGUUACAAUGCCGCCAGGUCCCAGAAGAAUAUCGCGAACAGUGCGCCCAGCUCCUAUGGUUCCACCUGUUAUAUCCAGCUUUGCUAAUGAGCCCUGUGGUCAGAGAUAUGCUCCUCUUGGUGCUGGAGUUCCAACACUCCCAGCCUUAGAACAACCAGCUGCUCCAAAGCACUUUCCAUUUCCGUCUACACCUGUUGAUAACGAUUUUUUUUUCGAAUGUCUCUUGUGGUUUUUUGCACUAGUGACAGCUGGAUUACAAUAUUUACACUUAUAUAGGACUGUCUGGUGGCUACCCCACUCGUAUACUAGACAGGCAUUGAAUUUUUAUUUAAUUGACCCAUACCCGGUUUUGUUCAUAACUGUGAUAUUAUCUCGAAGACUGGUUUAUAUGAUUGGGUGUAUAAUCCUGAACAAGAUUCUUCCAUUAAAGAUUCAAAAGUUGGCCCACUAUUAUUUGAGGAUCUUCCUAUUUUGUCUGUUGUUAUUCAGUUUGUCCUUCAGUACAUAUUUUGUGAUGCAGAAUCACCAGUUGGAAAAAAUGUUAUAUCUCUGGUACCCGUUUUUCAUGUAUUUCAUACCUUUUGGGUUCAACAUUCAUCCAUUUUUCGAACUGAUUAACUGGAGUUCUGCAACCCCUCCGCUUCAUGCAUGCAGCUCAGAACCUUCAGAGAUUCGAAAAGAAGUGACGAGUCUCAUAACAAAUUUCAAUUGUAGACUGAAGGAAAUACUUUUCUGUGCCAUAUUGAAUGCUUACUAUGCAGGAUUUAUUCCAUGCUGCUUUGCCCAGCCCACCCUUCAUUAUGACAUAUUAUGGUCUGCCCAACAUAUAAUAUUUAUCUUCAUAAGUAGUUUUAUAGCUUUGUCUAUGCAUAUCCUAUCGCUGCGAUAUUGCGAUAUUUUACAUCGAUCCGCUCUGCAUUUGGGAGCUUGGGAGAAGCUAGAAACUGGAAGGACCAUGCUUUUAGUUAAUAACACAUGGAAAGAGGACAUAUUAUGGCCUUACGGUGCCCUCGUUAGGUAUGGUAAAGACAUUUGGAGAGCUCAAGGGGACUGUAAUAGUAGUGAACCUGGAAACGUAGGUUUGAAAAGGUUCUAUUACAUAUUCAAGAAUCCUACCAACACUAUGGGAAUCAAUCUCCUUGUUUUGUCCUUCAUGGUUCUAGACCAAUUAAUUGUAUUGGCCAGUUGCACAUACUGGUACAAAAUUGUUUCUUUGACAUUUAUUCUAUUUUUCAACUACAAUAUAUUGUAUCAGUUAUUGAGAGAUUAUCUGGUGUGUCAUAAAAUUUACAAGGAAGAAAUCGACAUGCAUAAAAAAAUCAACAUGCGCUAGACGAUGGUUUAGUUUCUAACACUUUAAAUUAAAGUAAGCCAAAGAUUGUUUUAGAGUCUCAGAAUAUUAUUAUUUGAUUUUGACUGAACAAAAAUUGUUAUAAUUCAUCAUUAUGUAAAUUUAUAUUGUGCGAAUAAACGUAUUUAUGACUACCUA
Molecule: messenger RNA, 1619 nt
Organism: Leptinotarsa decemlineata (Colorado potato beetle)
Lineage: Eukaryota; Metazoa; Arthropoda; Insecta; Coleoptera; Chrysomelidae
Product: transmembrane protein 39A
Cellular component (GO): membrane
Source: RefSeq, a predicted model, not a curated record